Messenger RNA from Coregonus sp. 'balchen', 5879 nucleotides. The record is from the annotation of a GenBank genome assembly. NCBI's taxonomy places the organism in Eukaryota, Metazoa, Chordata, Actinopteri, Salmoniformes, Salmonidae.
AUGUCUUCGUCUGCAACUACAACUAUCCGACCUACACUGACAGCGGAUCAGACAACCGUCAUCGUGGCCUCGGGUGAGUGGUGGCAGUCACAUAACCUAGGCAGGCUGCUAAACCAUAAACAUAAUACAGCAUUCAGGCUACAUAAAGCAGUUGCUCUUAUACAGGACUGCCUAACUGUUGAUUGUUUAGGUUAUGUAUAUUUUGCAUGUGUUAUAAAUAAACAUUUAAAAGCAAUCAUGCAUAACCUAUAUGUUUACUUUAAUGCCACAUAUGUUUUAUAAAGUCUCUUCAUGCCUGUCUUCAUUCUGUAGUGUCCUGCCUGGUGUUCUUCAUAGUGAUUCUCAUGCUCCUGGUGGUCCUGUACAGGAAAGAUCUUCUCUGCCGCAGGUUGUGGAGCUACCAGACCACCCAACACUAUACAGUAAGGCUAUAAGUAGCUCAGUUGUUAGGGCAUGGCACUUGCAACGCCAGGAUAGUGGGUUUGAUUCCUGGGACCACUCAUACGCAAAGAUUUAUACAUGCAUGACUGUAAGUCGCUUUGGAUAAAAGCAAAAUUACAUAUAUUAUUAUUAUUAUAUUAUGUUAUAAAUGUGUUAUAAACAGGGAAAACAUGACUGUCUCAUAGUCGUUGGUGAUUAGGCCUACCACCGUCAUGUCGUCGGCAAACUUCAUGAUGGUGUUGGAGUCGUGCAGGCCACACAGUCGUGGGUAAACAGUUAGUACAGGAGGGGCUAAGCACGCACCCCUGAGGGGCCUCAGUGUUGAGGGUAAGUGUGGCGGAUGUGUUGUUGCCUACCCUCACCACCUAGGGGCGGCCCGUCAGGAAGUCCAGGGUCCAGUUGUAGAGGGAGGUGUUCAGGCCCAGGGUCCUUAGCUUAGUGAUGAGCUUGGAGGGCACUAUGGUGUUGAACGCUGAGCUGUAGUCAAUGAACAGCAUUGUCACAUACACUAUAUAUAAAAAUGUAUGUGAACACCCCUUCAAAUUAGUGGAUUUGACUAUUUCAGCCACACCCGUUGCUGACAGGUGUAUAAAAAUUGAGCACACAGCCAUGCAAUCUCUAAUAGACAAACAUUGGCAGUAGAAUGGCCUUACUGAGUGACUUUCAAUGUGGCACUGUCAUAGCAUGCCACCUAUCCAACAAGUCAGUUCGUGAAACUUCUGCCCUGCUAGAGCUGCCCCGGUCAAAUGUAAGUGUUGUUAUUGUGAAGUGCCAUAUUCUCCCGAGUGGCGCAGUGGUCUAAGGCACUGCAUUGCAGUGCUAACUGUGCCACUAGAGAUCCUGGUUCGAAUCCAGGCUCUGUCGUAGCCGGCCGCGACCGGGAGACCCAUGGGGCGGCGCACAAUUGUCCCAGCGUCGUCCAGGGUAGGGGAGGGAAUGGCCGGCAGGGAUGUAGCUCAGUUGAUAGAGCAUGGCGUUUGCAACGCCAGGGUUGUGGGUUCGAUUCCCAUGGGGGGUAUGAAAAAUAAAAAAAAUAAGGUAUGCACUCACUAACUGUAAGUCGCUCUGGAUAAGAGCGUCUGCUAAAUGACUAAAAUGUAAAUGUAAAUGUAAGUGGAAAUGUCUAGGAGCAACAACGGCUCAACCGCGAAGUGGUAGGCCACACAAGCUCACAGAACGGCACCGCCGAGUGCUGAAGCGCGUAGCGCGUAAAUAUUGCCUGUCCUCGGUUGCAAUACUCACUACCGAGUUCUAAACUGCCUCUGGAAGCAACGUCAGCACAAUAACUGUUCGUCGGGAGCUUCAUGAAAUGGGUUUCCAUGGCCGAGCAGCCGUACACAAGCCUAAGAUCACCGUGCACAAUGCCAAGCGUCGGCUGGAGUGGUAUAAAGCUGGAGUGAUGAAUCACGCUUCAUCAUCUGGCAGUCCGACAGACUAAUCUGGGUUUGACAGAUGCCAGGAGAACGCUACCUGCCCGAAUGCAAAGUGCCAACUGUAAAGUUUGGUGGAGGAGGAAUAAUGGUCUGGGGCUGUUUUUCAUGGUUCGGGCUAGACCCCUUAGUUCCAGUGAAGGUAAAUAUUAUGCUACAGCAUACAAUGAAAUUCUAAACGAUUCUGUGCUUCCAACUUUGUGGCAACAGUUUCGGGAAGGCCCUUUCCUGUUUCGGCAUGACAAUGCUCCCGUGCACAAAGGGAGGUCCAAUACAGAAAUGGUUUGUCGAGAUCAGUGUGGAAGAACAUGACUGGCCUGCACAGAGCCCUGACCUCAACCCCAUCGAACACCUUUGGGAUGAAUUGGAACGCCGAGUGCGAGCCAGGCCUAAUCGCCCAACAUCAGUGCCCAACCUCACUAAUGCUCGUGGCUGAAUGGAAGCAAGUCCCCGCAGCAAUGUUCCAACAUCUAGUGGAAAGCCUUCUCAGAAGAGUGGAGGCUGUUAUAGCAGCAAAGGAGAGACCAACUCCAUUUUAAUGCCCAUGAUUUUGGAAUGAGAUGUUCGACGAGCAGGUGUCCACAUACUUUUGGUCAUGUAGUGUAUAUACUCCUGAGUGGCGCAAUGGUCUAAGGCACUGCAUCGCAGUGCUAACUGUGCCACUAGAUAUCCUGGUUAGAAUCCAGGCUCUGUCGCAGCCGGCCGCGACCGGGAGACUCAUGGGCGGCGCACAAUUGGCCCAGCGUCGUCCAGGGUAGGGGAGGGAAUGGCCGGCAGGGAUGUAGCUCAGUUGAUAGAGCAUGGCGUUUGCAACGCCAGGGUUGUGGGUUUGAUUCCCACGGGGGGCCAGUAUAAAAAAUUAAAUUUAAAUUAAAAAAAUGUAUUCACUAACUGUAAGUCGCUCUGGAUAAGAGCGUCUGCUAAAUGACUAAAAUGUAAAAUAUAGUGUAGGUGUUCCUCUUGUAUAAAUGGGAAAGGGCAGUGUGGAGUGCAAUAGAGAAUGCAUCAUCUGUGGAUUUGUUGGGGCGGUAUGUGAAUUGGAGUGGGUCCAGGGUGUCUGGGAUGAUGGUGUUGAUGUGAGCCAUGACCAACCUUUCAAAUCAUUUCAUGGCUACAGAUGUGAGUGUUACUAAAUUAUAGUCAUUUAGACAGGUUACCUUGGCGUUCUUGGGCACAGGGACUAUGGUGGUCUGCUUGAAACAUGUAGGUAUUACAGACUGGGUCAGGGAGAAGUUGCUCUGAGUAUGCAUCCUGGUAAUCCGUCUGGCCUUGUGAAUGUUAACCUGUUUAAAGGUCUUACUUACAUCGGCUACGGAGAGCGAGAUCACACAGUCGUCCGGAACAGCUGGUGCUCUCAAGCAAGGUUCAGUGUUGCUUGCCUCGAAGCGAGCAUAGAAGGCAUUUAGCUAGUCUGGUAGGCUUGCAUCACUGGGCAGCUCGCGGCUGGGUUUCCCUUUGUUAUCUGUGAUAGUUUGCAAGCCCUGCCACAUCCGGUGAGUGUCAGAGCCGGUAUAGUAGGAUUCGAUCUUGGUCCUGUGUUGACGCUUUGUCUAUUUGAUGAUUUGUUGGAGGGCGUAGCUGGAUUUCUUAUAAGCAUCCAGAUUAGUGUCCCGCUCCUUGAAAGCGGCAGCUCUAGCCUUGGCUCAGUGCGGAUGUUGCCUGUAAUCCAUGGCUUCUGGUUGGGAUAUGUACGUACGGUCACUGUGGGGACAAGGUCAUCGAUGCAGUUAUUAAUGAAGCCAGUGACUGAUGUGGUAAACUCCUCAAUGCCAUCGGAUGAAUCACGGAAAAUAUUCCAGUCUGCGCUAGCGAAACAGUCCUGUAUCUUAGCAUCCGCAUCAUCGGACCACUUGCCAAAUGGAGGGUGAGGGAGAGCUUUGUAUGCGUUUCUGUUUGUGGACUAAAGGUGAUCGAUCUAGUUGACAUGCUGAUAGAAAUUAGGUAUGACGGAUUUCAUUUUUCCUGCAUUAAAAUCACCGGCCACUAGGCGCGCUGCCUCUGGAUGAGCAUUUUCUUGUUUGCUUAUGUCCCUAUGCUGCUCAUUGAGUGAGGUCUUAGUGCCCUCAUCGGUUUGUGGUGGUUAAUAGACAGCUACCAAAAUAUAGAUGAAAACUCUCUUGGUAAAUAGUAUGGUCUACAGCUUAUCAUGAGGUAUUCUAACUCAGGCGAGCAGAACCUUGAGACUUCCUUAAUAUUAGAGCUCGAGCAUCAGCUGUUGUUAACAAAGAGACACACAUAUGUAGGGAAUAGGGUGCCAUUUGGGACACCGACCAUGUAAUUGGUCUGGUGGUAUUAUGAGACCAUCUUCUAAUCUAAGGCAAUGGGUGGCCAAUCUUAUCAACAAAGGGAUCUACUGUAUGGCUGUUUUAAAAGGUUUACGUGAAUAAGAUUUCCCUGUAAGGCUCUGUUUCUGUAUUUCUUACGAUACAGACCUGAGAGAGCAAGCAGUGACAACUCAGUUGAUAAAGGUUAAGAUCAAUACCCCCUGCUUUUUGCAUCCAUAUUUCUCUCCCCUAUCGAGAAUGCAACCACAGCUAAACUCUCAUUUGACCUUUUAGUUGGUUGUAUCAACAACAUUGUUAUUAUUCUGUUACUAUACAAUAAUUUGCUAUUCAACCAUAGGCUACUCAUCUGAGAUAAGUUUUCAUGCCUGUUUUUCCUUUGCAUCACAUGCUAGUCAGUUACAGUGCAGGCCAUACUCUAGCCCCAUUUGCCUCCCACUGCCUUCCUUCCAUUCAUUUCAAUAUUUUACAUUAAAAACCUCAACACUUGUUAAACCAGUAUCAGUUAAUUAUAUGAGAAAUUAUGCUGUGUUAUUAUGUACACAAUGUUAAAAUCCAUACACUGUUAUCAGUAGUGGAAAGGUAUCCAUGAGACCGCAAAAGGGAUAAAGAAAGGAAUAAGAAAUGAAGAAGGGAUACAGAAAGAAACCGUUGGAUAUAACUUUAAAAUUUGGCACAGGGCAUUUUCCAUUGUGUGGUAAAUCAUUUUUUUGUUGCAUAACAUGCAUCAGACAAGGAGAACAGCCCUUAUCAAGACUGAUUUUUAGUUUAGUAGAGUAUAUUAUUUGGCUUGAAGAAUUUAAUCAUAGCUCUAUAGCCAAGUUACUCAAUCAUCACCUAGUAACUUUAACUUGAUGUCUUUGUUUUUGCUGCAGCCUUAUUACUUGUAAAGAUAGAAUAGAACAGAAUAACUAUAUUUUACACAGAUGGAACUUCGGUAAGAUGUAAGACAAUUCUCCACUGUAGUGUAGACAGACUAACCAGUCUUGCCUAUCUUCUUUCCCUACCUAGGACGCUCCACCCCAGUACAACAUCAGACAGUCUCUAGUAGGGUAUCCCUAUGAGGAACAGACUGCUGCCAUGACCCACGGAAAUGUGGGGUCCCAGGUGAAAAAAAUCCUCUGUAUUUACAUAGUAUUACCCAUAGAGAUAUUAUCCAUUCAUUCAUUUUUCUCUAUUAUAAUCUCUGUUCAAAAACCAUCUGAGCUGGUUUCACAGUGUUAUUGAUGCCCAGUGCCAUUUGUUUUCAGUUGUCCUUUUACCCAGGAGAAAAUAUUGACUUUGAUGUACCUCAUCACUGUAAUUUACACAGGCAGCCCAAUUCUGAUCUUUUCCCACUAAUUGGUCUUUUGACCGUUCAGAUCAACACUUGAAAAAUAGAAAAAGUGAUAAAAUAUAAACAUGUUUGCAUGUGUGUCUGCAGCUUCCAGGGAGGCUGUUUAUCAUCGGUAAGCCGAGCAGCUACCACCUGGAUGGGCCCCUGCCCCGCCUGCCAUCCUACGAGAGCGUCCGUAAGAAGGACCGCCAGAGACAGAUCCACUCCAUGAUAGCCGACCGCUUUGGUCUCAGCCCCACACAGUCUGAAACGGCGGUAAGUUACUCCUAUGUUCUGGACACUGUAUAAAUUAGUUGACUAAGAACACAUUCUCAUUUACAUCAAUGAAACUGUGGAAGGAUGUUGAUGUAUUCAUUCAGAACAUUUAUUACAGUAAAUGUUAUCUCAUAA